AUGGCCUCCUUGUUCUCAAAACCUGAUCAUAUCUUCCUGAGACACAAGGUAGAUUGUAAUAUGCUUGAUCUGGAAUUUGCCGCAUGCAAAUCAUUAUUCUGUAUUACCACGGAUAUUAUAUCCCGCUAUCAACGCGUAGAUCGAAAAGAUGUUGCCACUUUUAGUAUCGUCAUAUCGCACAUCAGGCCAGCGAUGAGAGCAGAAUUUGUUAUAGAAAAUGUUAUCUUUCGUGGCAUUAUAGUACAAAUUACCGGGGUCCCGUUACCGUCUGGCAUAUGGUCCCCUAUCGCCAUUCUCUUCGACCUACUCAGGAUAAUCGUGAAUUACCCAUUAGGCCUAUCACCGCUGUUAACAGAAGAGGAUAUUGAAAAGGGGCUUAAGUUUGCUUAUUGUCUGCCAGGAGUUGGAGCUCAGCAGAACGAGGUGGCUGUCCUGAAUUAUCACUUUCACUGCUUUGCCUCCUCCAUGUACGCCCUCGAUGUAAUGAACGAUCCUUCCUUUUUCGUAUUCGCAAUGCGCGACGCACUAGAAAGCAGCUGGGACAGUGCCGAUCACUACGACAAGUUCUUCAACUCGGUCAAUCAAUGGAUUGUUCAAUGCGGAAAUAAGAUAUAUCGGCUGAUCAAGCGCGGAUUCGAACCAACCUACGAGGCAAUGUAUCAUCACGGGAAUCUAUACCAACUCGAGCUUGAUAAGACUUAUGGUAGUCACCACCCUACCCCUGGCUUGACGAUGCAUCGCUGGGAGUUCUGGAAGAAGCGCAUCGAGGAUACGAUGAUCUUCCUCAUCGACUGCGAACGCCCGCUAGAUGUCAUGAGGGAAGGAAAUGUGGCCAGACAGGCUGCUGCACAUAUGGAUUUGCUGUCAACAAUUUGGAACGUCGAACAGCGCGAACUAGUCAGACUGGGCAUUAAAAAAUAAAGCAGCGAGGUAUAUUUUUAUUUGGGCAGGGUUAAAAGUUAGUAGCUAAGUUCUUGAGGAGCUGAGUAGUUCAGUCAAGUAUGAGAUGUUAACCAUACAUGCUUUAGAUAGUUGAAAUUAGCGAAUCUUUUCUUUACUUCCCUUGUCUUGUGCCCCAACUCGGAGGCAACUGUUUCUUAAGACGUGUUAAAUAUUACUCUCUUUUCUUCUAUCUCCCUUUCCACCCACACAAUUCAGAGUAAGUUUAAUAUAACUAGGUCUUAUUAAAGUAGAAUUUGGAUAACUUGUAGACAUCAUGGUGAGGUUGUUACUUGGUUGGUUGGUUGGUUGGUUGGUUGGUUGGUAUAUUUAACGCCGGGGCGAGGGGGAAGGACCAGUCCUCGCAGACCUCCCUAGGGGUAUGCGGCGUGCAGAGCUAUCUAAAGACUAAUAUACACUGUAUCUAUAUACAUUAUAAUUGGUGAGGUUGUUGCGUUACAGUUAAGGGAUUAUAUUAAAUACGCAUGGAUCCACGCGUUGGAUCAACGAAGUUGUUUCUAUGCUGUUUGGUUCCACCUUCGGUAUUCAACGGCCCUUGG
Molecule: messenger RNA, 1499 nt
Organism: Daldinia loculata
Lineage: Eukaryota; Fungi; Ascomycota; Sordariomycetes; Xylariales; Hypoxylaceae
Exons: 2
Coding region: 1-921 (306 amino acids)
Source: RefSeq, a predicted model, not a curated record